CUGCUCUCUGAGGAGGUGACAGUACCUGCUCUCUGAGGAGGUGACAGGAGCCCACACUGUGCCUGAGCCCCCCCCAGGGGUGUUCCCUCCUGCCUGUCCCCCAGCCAGCACAAGGUUUCUCUCCCGUGCUGCCUCCCGUGGCUUUGCUGACCUUGGGGUUUUUCCAUCUGCUUACGUUUCCACUUCUGGAAAAAGGUUUAGUUUCUCCCCCUCGCAAGUUUUUUUGUUAAAUUCUCUUCUGGAUUUUUCGGCUUUGAUUCCCUCUUAGUCUCUGCCUGCUCCGGGAAACGUGUCACAAGCUCUGGGUUAAGAUUUUGGUUGCGGGAUGAUUUGAGUUAAUAUUAAAAUGCUUUAAACCUCCGAGCGCUUGCAUUUUUGUCAGCUUAAUUGACUCUGGUUAAAUACGAUUUAAAUGUAAUUACAAUAAGAAAAAUAUCCUUUUCCAUCCUUUCAAGAAUGAGAGUUGGCUUCAACAGUCUUUUUUUUGGGGGGGAAUUGCUGGAGGAAGAUCUUUGAUCCACGUUUGCUGUGCCGAGGGCAGCUUUGUCAGCUCGUGGGUCCCAGCGAGUGUUCCCAACCUUUGUCACUCUGUAAAGCUUUAACCUCGUCCUGAAAGCUCCUGAUAGCAGCUGGGAGGAUCGUGCUGCAGCCAAUCCCACAGGCCAGGGCUCUGGAACCUCGCUUAAACAAGCAAGAGUUGAUAGUUUGGCCUUCUCCUCUGAAGAGCCGCUCCUGGGGCUCGGCACGGCGAAAUUCCCAAAAGCUGAUGUAAAUGAGGGGCUUUUUGUCCUCUCCAGACCGUGGGGUUUUGCUGUUGAGAGGGGCGAGAGCAGGGCUGGGUUGUGCAGGGCUGUGUUCCACCUCACUGAGGGUUUCCAGCCCAGGGGAAGUGGCCCACGCUCUGUUCCAGGUGUGUGUCCCAGCCACUGUGUUCACGGGCCAUUCAUCACUUCCCAGCCCAAAUCUCUUUGGUUUCUGAGCCCUUCUCACCUGCACCUGAGAUUUCAGAGCUGUGCUGUUGCCACGUGUGCCUUUGGUCUCUCUAAGGUGAGGAACAUCCUCUGCCGUCCCCAGAGCUGCUUUUAGUCCUGAUCACCUCCAGAAGCGCAGAAACUGCCCCAAAAGUGUUUCACUUUCCCUUUCUCACAGCUAUUCCUUCAAGCUCAGUGCUUCCCUCAGAGAUGUAGGUAGUGAGGCAGAGUUUAUUUUUAGAGAAGAAUGAAUCAUCUCCUGGUUGUGUCUUGUCUCAUUUUGCUUUGAUGAGAAGUCAAGUCAAAGAACUGGGACCUGCUGGGUCUGGGUCCCUGAGUGCACGUGGACGGGUGAUGCUCUGUCCCAGGAGGGCCCAGCAGCUGAGCAAGGUGGGGUUUGGAAGUGCUGAGCUGCAGGGACAGAGCCUGGGGGUGCAGCAGCUUCCUGGGCUUUCCUUCUCAGGUUGUUUUGUUGGAGGAUUGCUCUGAGCUCUGCGAAGGGAAACGCACGCGUGUCCUUUCACCCCGAACUCUUUCCAGUCCUUUCUGUUUCCAGCUCUGUUCUUGGGCUGAGAUUAACGAGAGGGGAGGACUGUUGCUGUUGGGAAGUUUGAGAGCAGGAAUUGUGGUCCUUGUUUUGCUUCUCUCAUGGUUGUCUUGAACCUCUCCUGUGUUUGGAGGCUUCUUGUUACCGGACUGGGGCUUGUCCUUGCAGCCAACAGCUUUGGCACGAGGUGUGACCUUGGCAGAGGAAUUAUCUCUAAAGCUAUUGCAACUGCUUCCUUAUCCUUGUGCUUUGUGUUUGAGGCCUGGUAGUGAGCCACUCCUUAACUUCAGUACCCAGGAGGCCAGGCUCCGAAAUAUCCAACUUCCUCAUCUGGGAGUUGGUGGAUGGGAGCUGGAUUAUUGGCUUUCACCUUUUAAAGUCCAGCAGGAGCGAAGUGGAGCAUCGUUCAGUGGCUGGAGGAACUGUGUCAGUGGCUUCUGGGGCGUUUGAACUUCCUGGGGGGAGAAUUUUUGCAGAAGGGGAGUUUUGUUGUCCGCGUGGAAGGAGCUGUGUUGGGCUCCUCACCCAAAUGCCUCUGAGCAGCUCUGGGAAAGGGACCUUGGAGGGUUCCACCUUGUGCUGUGGGAGGGAGCAUUUCUCCCUGCCAGGUUCCAGGCUGGAAUGCAGCAGUUCCUCUUGUCUUGUCCCAUUUUCAGCCCUCUCCCUCUAAUCGUGGUCCUCGUUGCCCGUUCCCAAGGUGAGAAGUCUAAAACAGGCCGGGAUAGUGGGCAGGUUUGUCUUGGCACUUCCAAAUCCCCUUGGCUGCAGGUUUAAGGAAAUGGUUUGUGUCUGCUGAUGUGUGUAAGGUGUAGGUGAUCCCUGGGGGGACGGGGCAGGGCUCAGGUAAGUUCAGGAGGAAUCCUGGCACAGCACAGGCGAUACUUGGUUAGUAGAGACGUCGCUAAUUCCAUAAGUUAUACAGUUUCUGCUCCUUGACAUAUGUUUUUUUACCUUCCUUUCUAGGAAGGGGUCUGGAGGAGGGAAAAUUUCCCUUUCUGGUGAAAGGGGACUGGAGCAUUAUGACAGUCAAGUCUUUAAAAGCUUAUGAGUUCCCAGAGUCCUGGCCGGUAGCCGCUGCCUCCGCUGAUGUUGUCGGAUGUCAAUAGAGAGAGGUUGAAGGCAACACUUCUAAUGGAGCAGGUGACAUCCAAGGGGGCUGGCUUGAACCCCAACGCCAAAGUGUGGCAGGAAGUCCCCCAGGGGAGUGGUGAGGCCGUGCCCCCCUCAAAUGGCACCGAGCACACGUGGCAGGAGACGGCGGCGGCCCAGGGGACUCCGGCCGAGGGUCACAUAGAGCUCUCAGAGGACAGCUGCAAGCAGUAUGAAGUGAUGUAUUCCCCGUCCUGUGAAGCCACAAGGAAUGGCACAGGAGCCGACGAAGCCUCUGCCAACGGCAUCGUCCUGGCGACCGAAGACCUGGGAUACCAAAUCUAUGAAGUGUCUGGUGACGGCCCCUCCGCCGUGUCCACGGAAGACAUCAGGGAAUGUUUGAGGAAACAACUUGAAUUCUGCUUCUCCCGUGAGAAUCUUUCAAAGGAUCUCUACUUGAUGUCUCAGAUGGACAGCGAUCAGUUUGUUCCAAUAUGGACAAUUGCCAACAUGGAAGGGAUUAAGAAGCUGACAACGGAUAUGGACCUUAUUCUUGAAGUUCUGAGAUCUUCUCCCAUGGUACAAGUGGACGAGAGAGGGGAGAAGGUGAGACCAAACCACAAGCGGUGCAUUAUCAUCCUCCGGGAGAUCCCCGAGACAACACCCAUAGAGGAGGUGAAGGCCCUGUUUAAGAACGAGAACUGCCCCAAGGUGAUAAGCUGUGAGUUUGCUCACAACAACAACUGGUACGUUACAUUCCAGUCCGACACAGACGCCCAGCAGGUAAGGCCCCUCCAACCCCAACAUCCCCCUUGUUAAUCCUCCCCCUGCUCAGGGGGGUUGCACAUGUGCUCCCUGUGGCUAAGAGAAAUAUUUAUUUGCUGAUCCCCCUUUUGUUGUUCUAAGAGAUUACUGGCAAACUCUGGUUAAUAAGACUGAAGUUGGGAGAUUAUUCCCUUGUCUGCCUCUUGCCUCGGCGCUCAGUGACCAUGGCUGGCACUGGAAUCCUGAAUUUGAAGUGUUAAUGGAUUUAUCUGGGCUGGCAGGGAAG
This is a messenger RNA of Pipra filicauda (Wire-tailed manakin), 3658 nucleotides long. It is a transcript of the gene LARP4, whose product is annotated as La ribonucleoprotein 4. Lineage: Eukaryota; Metazoa; Chordata; Aves; Passeriformes; Pipridae. Gene Ontology annotation, cellular component: cytoplasmic stress granule; cytosol. Gene Ontology annotation, molecular function: mRNA 3'-UTR binding. The transcript has 7 exons. Gene Ontology annotation, biological process: positive regulation of translation. The coding region runs from base 2605 to 3426 and encodes 273 amino acids. The record is from RefSeq and is a predicted model, not a curated record.